Molecule: messenger RNA, 1329 nt
Organism: Rotaria sp. Silwood1
Lineage: Eukaryota; Metazoa; Rotifera; Eurotatoria; Philodinida; Philodinidae
Source: the annotation of a GenBank genome assembly
AUGCAACCAAGUUUUCCAAUGAAUACAGACUAUAAUAAAGAAUCAAUCAAAAUGUCAGAUUCAAAUACUCAAGCUGCUUGGUAUGAACUACUUCCACCAACACCAGUCCUCAAUGGACAAGAACAAGACUUCGAAAACAACAAGCUGCAACUGAAGAAGAAAAAAUGUCAUGGUAAUCGGCGACUCCAACGUUUCAGAAAGAGAUGUCGAGCACGAGGAAUGAAUGAUCAAACAAUAAAAAUGUUAUUGACCAUGCAUUCAACAGACAAUUCCGUUCAUCAAGCUAAUCAAGAAACAGACAAAGAUAAAGAUAUGGAUGAUUCUUUUGCAAUGAAUAUCAACAAUGAUGUACAAGUAGGAAAGUUCUAUGAAUAUCAGAAUCAAUAUCAGAGUUCACCAUCUAGAAGAACACAUCAAAAGAGUACGGAUCAUUGGAAACAGUUAUGCAAACUCUUACCAAAUUAUAAGAACUUGUCUCAUCGUAAAUUCAAAUAUUUACUUUCCAAUGUUAUUCCUACUUAUCGUCAGCAAAUUCAACAAUACUUAGCAAACACUGAAAUGUUACAAUUCGUUCAACAACUUACUCAAUUAUUGUGUACCUUCUUUCAAUUGAAAAUCGAAGAAGCCUAUUGGAAUUAUAUUGCCGAUUUGAAUCUACCUAUAAUGACAUGGUUAUCAAAUAUAUCUAAAGAUGUCACACUACAAAAUUCUAUCAAUUGGGAUCAUUCAAAAACAAAACAAAAUAUCCAAAAUCGACAAAACAUCAUUCAAAAUAAAUUACAAGAAAUGGCAAUUAAUUUAUACAAUCAUUUACAACGAUAUUCAUCAAGUUUAGGAAUGGACAAUAAAAUAGCUUUUGAACAAUCGAUCAAUAUCAUACAAAAUCCUCUUCUUCUUCUCAUAGAAAAGGAUUUACAUAGAUUCCGUACCAAUUUUGAACAGAAGAUAAUCUUAUUGUCAUACGAUAUCAAUGAUGCACAUCUUGUCAAAUCAUUCUAUGAUUUAAAUCCAAUCCAAGAACAGAUGGAAUGUGCUCAACAAAUUUGGCGAUCAAAAUUAAAAGUAUGUAAGAAGAUGAUUAUUCAAAACAAGAAAUAUGUGUCAAUGACUGAUCAAGUUAACGUUAAAGGAAUCAUUCAAAGUAGUAGUUCAAUCAUCAACACGAGACAACAUGAACUCGACAUUGAUAGUAAGGAUCAAGAGAACCAAUUCAUAUCAAUGGAAUACUUUGCCCCUUCAAUGCGUGCUAUUAUUAAAGCUCGUCUCGACAAUAUCGAACAACGUGCUCAACAAAUUAUAAAGUUCAUUGAUGUUUCGUCUCAAUCAUAA